Molecule: messenger RNA, 1862 nt
Organism: Chiroxiphia lanceolata (lance-tailed manakin)
Lineage: Eukaryota; Metazoa; Chordata; Aves; Passeriformes; Pipridae
Gene: DNAJC18
Product: DnaJ heat shock protein family (Hsp40) member C18
Exons: 7
Coding region: 95-985 (296 amino acids)
Biological process (GO): cellular response to misfolded protein
Cellular component (GO): endoplasmic reticulum membrane
Molecular function (GO): Hsp70 protein binding
Source: RefSeq, a predicted model, not a curated record
GCCAUUCCCGGCGAGGCCGCUCCCGGCAGCCCCCGCGCACAAGAUGGCGGCGCGGGGCGGCGGGCGGUGAGAGGGGGCGCGGCCCCGGGCAGACAUGACCUACACGGCCGAGCAGCUGGACGGGGUGCGGCGGAUCAAGCGGUGCCGGGACUACUACGAGAUCCUGGGCGUGAGCCGGGACGCCGGCGAGGAGGAGCUGAAGCGCGCGUACCGCCGGCUCGCCCUCAAGUUCCACCCCGACAAGAACCGCGCGCCCGGGGCCACCGAGGCCUUCAAAGCAAUAGGCAAUGCUUUUGCAGUUCUGAGCAACCCUGAGAAGCGACUGCGAUACGAUGAACUGGGGAGCGACCAAGAGCACGUCAGCACUGGCCAGGCCAGGCACUACAAUUACUACACAGAGUUUGAAGCAGACAUUACACCAGAAGAAAUAUUCAAUGUGUUUUUUGGUGGGCAUUUUCCUACAGGAAAUAUCCACAUGUUCUCAAAUGUAGCCAGAGAUGCACAUUAUUACCCACGGAGGCACCGGACUGAAAGGGCAUGGACACAGGAGCAGGAGGAGGAAGACAACAGGCCACAGAAUUCCUAUUCUGCAUUUAUCCAGUUGAUGCCAGUUUUCAUCAUCAUAGUAGUGUCAGUGAUAACUCAGCUGAUGGCCACCAACCCUCCCUACAGCUUAUUCUACAAGUCGUCCAUCGGCCACGUCAUUAUCAGAGAAACAGAGAACUUGCAGGUGCCUUACUAUGUCGAUAGGAACUUUGAGAAGAAUUAUCAAGGAGCAGAACUCCAAGAGCUCGAGAAGACAGUUGAAAAGGAUUACAUAGACUAUAUUCAGACCAGCUGCUGGAAGGAGAAACAGCAAAAGUCUGACUUGUCCAAUUUGGCCAAGCUCUACAGAGAUGAGAGGUUAAAACAGAAAGCAGAAUCCCUGAAACUUGAGCACUGUGAGAAGCUCUCCAGUCUGAUUGGGAUGCACAAAGGGGGCUGAGCAGAAUGCACACGUUCCGUAGUUUUAUUUAUUGCUGUUUUAAGUUAUGUUUUUAUUUUCCUUCAUAUAAAAAGGGAAGGAGUCUAUUGUAAGGAGUGGAUAUUGGAGUCCUUCUGCAUGUAGUGCAGAGAAGGGCCAGCACGAGCUGCAGAGCUGCUGUUUGCUGUAAUAUAUCCUGUACAUUAGAUUCGGUUCCAAGGACCAGUGGCACUUUGUACAUUCAUUCCAGGGAGAUUCUCUUAGUUUGGAACCCCUCUGAAUCCAAGCUGCGUGUGCUUCCCCGGAGAGCACGCACGUGCCUCGGCUUUCCAUGUUUUCUGUGGAGCUGCAGUGCAGUGGAUCCCAUGGACAGUGCUGUGCUCAGUGCUGGUGUCAGCUCCCCUUCCCAUUCAGCACCGAGGCUGUCCCUGCCUCCACAGCGCUGUGAAGGAAUGUUGGGCUGAUUCCAGUGUCCUGUGCAGUGCUGGGGGCACCAGGGACAGGUACCUGCCCCAGGUGAGCACCUGAGCACACUCCCAGCCCUCCCUCUGGCCAAGGGACUGUACCCUGUGCUGCUCCACGGGAGGGCCGUGCCCAUCCUGCUCCGUGUGACACCAGCACGACCGAGAAGAUGGGAGUGUGAACUGCACCAAUCCAGUGGCUGCAAAACUGUAAGCAAAGGACAACCAUGUUGAUUUUCUCAUCUGUUUUCAGUGGCAUAUUUUGAAGCUGGCUGUUACAUUCUGACUUGGAUCUGCACACUCUUCUCCAGCUGCUCCAGGGGCCCUGCUUUUCCCGGUACAGUUCUCAUGUAGCAUAUUUUUACUCUGCUGAGCAGUUAUGAAUGUUUCACUGUAGCCAUCAGUACUGCAAAGAAAAAGACCCAUGUGGUAGUGUC